This is a messenger RNA of Stegodyphus dumicola, 1119 nucleotides long. RefSeq names its product protein ALP1-like. The record is from RefSeq and is a predicted model, not a curated record. NCBI's taxonomy places the organism in Eukaryota, Metazoa, Arthropoda, Arachnida, Araneae, Eresidae.
GCGGAUGGAUACUGCAACAUUUGAGGAAAUUUUAAGCCUGGUUUCGCCAAUAAUAUCUAAACAAGAUACACAAAUGAGAUUAUCUAUACCAGCUGGAGAAAGGUUAUCACUCUUCGAUUUCUAGCCACAGGAGACUCAGAGCUCAUUGGCAUAUCAGUUUAGAAUUGCCCAAAAUACUAUCUCGGGUAUCUUGCCAGCUGUGUGUAAAGCGCUGUAUGAUGUCUUGAAAGCUGAAUACAUGGACACGCCUACGUCAAACAAGCAUUGGGAAGAAAUCGCUACAGAUUUUUAUUUAAAGUGGAAUUUUCCAAUGUGUUUUGGUGCCCUAGAUGGCAAGCACAUUAAAAUUAAACCACCACCUGGUUCUGGUUCAAUGUACUAUAACUAUAAGGGAGAUUUUAGUAUUGUCUUACUUGCACUGGUUGAUGCUAACUUAAAAUUCAUAUAUGUUGAUGUAGGAACGAAUGGAAGAAUUAGUGAUGGAGGUGUUUGGGACAAAAGUAAAUUAAAAUCACUGGUUGAAAGGGAUGAAUUAUUUUUGCCAGCACCAAACACUUUGCCAGGAACAGAUGUUAAUGUUCCAUAUGUCAUAGUGGCAGAUGAUGCUUUUCCACUAACCCAAUACAUUAUGAAGCCAUAUCCUGGAAGGCAUCUCACAAAAGAAAAAAGAAUUUUUAAUUACAGACUGUCACGAGCAAGAAGAAUUGUAGAAAAUGCAUUUGGCAUUCUAGCUGCCAGAUUUCGACUUUUCGGAACAACAAUAUUGACAUCGCCACAAAAGGCUCAAUACUUUGUUUUGGCAGCUUGCUGUCUGCACAACCUGUUGCGCAGCAAAAAAGAAACAACAAAUUUAUACACUCCUGAACAUAGUUUAGAUGCUGAGGAUUUCGAAAAUAAUUGUAUAAGAAAAGGAACAUGGAACGAAAGUACUUCUAAAUUUAUUUCAUUGCAGCGAAGUGCACGCAAUGGUUCGCAGGAGGCAAAAGAUGUCAGAGAUAGAUUUUGCAAUUAUUUUAAUGGUAUUGGAUCCAUUCCCUGGCAAGAAGCCAUGUGUGACUUACACUAAGGCAUGUUUGAAAUUAUUCUGCAUGUUCCAAUAAAAACUCAUAUAUAUCUCAA